This is a messenger RNA of Aureobasidium pullulans EXF-150, 3614 nucleotides long. RefSeq lists its product as uncharacterized. Gene Ontology annotation, biological process: endosomal vesicle fusion; autophagy; vesicle-mediated transport. The record is from RefSeq and is a predicted model, not a curated record. Lineage: Eukaryota; Fungi; Ascomycota; Dothideomycetes; Dothideales; Saccotheciaceae. The transcript has 2 exons. Gene Ontology annotation, cellular component: cytoplasm; fungal-type vacuole membrane. The coding region runs from base 45 to 3464 and encodes 1139 amino acids.
AAAGGCAAUAUGUUAUUCUAAGGGCAAUCGCGCCAUGAAGAAGCAUGGAAGCCGCAGCUAAUGAUGGCGCUUAUGUAUUGCGCGACUUGAUGCGCAAUGCCCCACUCUCGCCCGACGGAGAAGACGAACACAAUGUCUACAUAACCUGCGUGGAUGCCUGGGACGGCAAUCUGUAUAUCGGCACAUCCGCUGGAGAGAUACUGCAUUUCGUCUCGAUCCCAUCUCCCGACUCGGACCAACCGACCUACAUCCUCGCUUCCCGUCUGCAGCCCGAACACUCGAACAAACAUAAUGAUGCAUUACCCGUCGUUGAACAGAUAUUAUUAUUACCUUCUGUUGGAAAAGCAUGUGUCUUGUGCCAUGGUACUCUGACCUUCUACACACUCCCCGAGCUCAGUCCGGCUUUUGGAGGAAAGAUCAAGCAGAGCGAUUGUACAUGGGUUGGUGGCCUUGAUCGCGAUCUGGAUGGCCAAGAGCUGGACCCGUCCGAUGGCUGUAUCAUUGUCAUUUGCUUGAGGCAGAAGUUGCGUGUCAUUCGUAUCAUGGAGCAGGGCUCUCCUCGCAAGAUCAGGGACAUUGACCUGGGCAACUGUCUGGACAUACAACGGAGAGCCGAUCUAGCCUGCGUCGCUGAUGGCUCCUCUUAUGCUUUGCUUGAUAUUGUCAACCAGCGCAAGAUCGACCUCUUUCCCAUUUCUUCUUCACCCGACCUGCCAUCAGGUCGCUCAAGUCCAGAUGUUGCUCCUCCUCCGAUUCAACGGCCGGCAUCAAGGAGCGUUUCCGCUACUAGUCCAAUCCGUAGGCCUGAUCUGCGUAAUCAAGACAGGAUUGCCAGCGUGGGAGGUGCUCCACAAACUCCAGGCCGUCAGACUCCUGACCGUCUGCAUCCCAACGACACGCCUUCGCCGUGGCCUCAUCGUGCAGCUUCUCGUCAAGCUCUUUCUCCCAGUCCUACAAGACCUCUCGCGAGCCCGUCUCUGGACACCGAUGGCAAAGUACUACCUCCUACGCCUCAAUUCGAACAACCUCCGCCUCCUCCACCACGAGCCACCGCUUCAUUGAAGCCCCACAUCUCUACUCCCACACCGAACGAAUUCCUCCUCACUACCGGAACCUCCCCAGAUGAUCCUGCUGUAGGCAUGUUUGUCAACUUAGACGGUGAUGUCGUGAGAGGCACUAUUCGAUUCGAGAGCUAUCCCGAGUCAAUCGUAGUUGACGGUCAAGCGUCUGAUCCUUCGUUGCCAUCUAUGCCUGGAGACAUGUCUCAAGAGGGUUAUGUCUUGGCUGUUGUACGUCGUGAGAAGAACGGUAUCGUCGAAAAGCUUGUCGAGUACCAACGCUGGGACGUUGACCCGUCCGACAACCAAUACCACAAAGAUUAUGUCAAUCUUCCCGACCCCGAUACAUCGAAGACUCACAUGGCUUUGCGAGAGGCUACCACCGCCACAAAUCUGAGUUUACCCUCGGUAGGCAAAGCCCUUAGCUUGAGGCGCCUAUACCUCCACCAGCCCAGUACGGAAGAGACUGAAUCUGAUGUCAAGCGCAACAACGACGAAGAUAAACUAAUUGACCGCUUCUCAAAUGUACAAAGCAAGGUCUUGCUUUUCUCAAGUGAUGCUAUCUGGUGGAUGGUCAGAAAUCCACUGGUCGUCCAGCUUGAAGCUCGAUUGAGUGCUGCUGUCAAUACCUCGGCCAACUCUUUCACUGUCCAGCGAACUCAAGUACAAGCUGUCAUCAAUUCAAUACGCGGCAGAGAAGCCACGAAUGAGUUUGAAUUUCUUGGCUUCAAUUACAUCCGUCAACAAGCCUCUUUGCUGCUGUUGAUUGACCUCAUUCUCAAGACGAAUGAAGGGGUCAUUGCUUUCGAGCAUGACAAACGAUCAACUCAUGACGCUCUUGUCGAGGGUGAGAUUGAUCCUAGAAUUAUCUUGUCCAUCAUCCCUGUCUUGUCGAAUGAGGUGAUUGAAGGCACACAAGGUCUCUGGAUCCCAGGAGGUCUAAAAGAUGCUGUUGUUAAAUUCAAAGCACAAUAUCAUGCGGAUUCCAUCAACCAAGACCCUCAAGGACCUUAUGGAGAUAACUUACUCCAGGUCAUCAAGCACUACCUGUUCUCGUGGCGGAGGAAAAAGGGCUUUGGCAGUAUCGCAGAUGAGAAACAGGUUUUCCAUACAGUGGAUGCUGCAUUACUAUCUCUACUCUUGAUGCUUGAUAGCAACACUUUCCCUGGUCCAGCAGCUGCAGGAUCCCUUCGCGCUGAACUUAACGAUGUCGUUGACCAGGGCGUCGAAUGCUUUGAUCGUGCAGUCGAAUUGCUUGAACAACACAAACGUCUCUACGUGCUCAGCAGACUCUACCAAAGCCGCAGAAUGGUCGGUCAAGUCCUGUCAACCUGGCGACGUAUCCUCGAAUCCUCCGAAGAUGUUGGAGGCGAGCUGAUUGACGGCGAACUUGACGUACGCAGAUAUGUUACAAGGAUUAAAGAUGUCGAGCUUGUCAAGGAUUACGGUACCUGGCUCGCCAACCGCAAUCCUUCUCUCGGAGUCCAGAUCUUCGCAGACGAGAAUGCCAGAGUCAAAUUCACGCCUACCGAAGCUGUUGAACUGCUCAAAGAGCGUGCACCUGCUGCUGUCAAAGAUUACCUCGAGCACCUCGUCUUUGGUAAAAACCAAAACCAAUACGCCAAUGACCUCAUCUACUUCUACCUCGAUACAGUCACCGAAGCAAUCGAUACGGAGUCCACCUCGGCAAAGGAUAUCCUCCUCACAUCCUACCACACAUAUCGUGCUCUCCUCCCGCCGAAACCUACAUACAGUCAAUUCAUCCUCGACAACAGCCUCCCAGACACAUGGUGGCAGAAUCGUCUGCGACUGCUCCAACUCAUCGGCGGUUCUUCAGUAUACGAUGUAGAAGCUCUAAGCAACAGACUAGACCUCUACUCCUCGGUCCUCGUCCCCGAAAUGAUUGUCCUCGCCGCUCGCAGAGAUGAACAUCAAAAAGCACUCAAGUUGCUCGUACACGGCUUAGCGGACUUCGACACCGCUGUCCGUUAUUGCCUUCUCGGCGGCAGCAGCAUCUUCCACCCAGCCUCUGCUUCUUCCGCCCCUAUCGCGACACCAUCGAAAGAAGAGCAGGAAGUGUUGUUCUCGCAUCUGCUUCACUGCUAUCUCAAUCUAGAUGAUAAGGAGCAGCGAUUAGAACGUGUAGCAGAGCUACUUGAACGCUUCGGAAGUUGGUUCGAUGUCGCUGAAGUCUUGCCUCUGUUAUCUCAAUCAUGGCCACUUGACCACUUCGGCGCAUUCAUCGCGAGCGCGAUGGGCAGACUGGUCUCGGAAAGAAACGAGACUGUCAUUGUCAGAGCAUUGGCUGGAUCGCAGAAUUUGAGAUAUGCUGUUGACGUGGUGGAGAAGAUAGAGAAGGAAGGAGCAACAUGGGAAAGUGUCAAAAAAGACAGCGGCGUUGCGUAGAUGCAAUUGAUCAAAUCGUAAAGAUUCCAACAUGCCCCAAUCUUGCAAAGAAAUGCCCCCGAAUGAACCUUAGCAUCAACUCCGACAUCGUGACGUCUAAUGUAAUGAUUGUGCAUGUCUUCUUUCAAAGAGCGGCUAAACUUAAAUCGU